AUGGCGAAGAAGAAGAAACAGCAAAGGAACAAGGGAGCGAAGAAGGCUGAGCCGGCGGCGGUGGCAGCGGUGCCAGCCGAUGAGGAAGGUGUCAGUGGUGAUGUUGAUGCUGGUGUUGAUGUUGAUGCUGGUGUUGAUGUUGAUGCUGGUGUUGAUGUUGAUGCUGUGGAAGAAGUGACUACAGAGCCUGGCGAAGGGAAUGUCGAGCUGGUGCCCGAGACGACGGAACAGGAAGAGGCCUCUGUGAACCGUGAUGGUGAAGAUGAGUAUGGCCUGAAGGAUGACGUACACGUGAAGGAAGAGACCGUUAACGGUACAAGUGAACUCGACGAGGAGAAACACGAUGACAGAGAGGUUACGCUUGAGAUAGCGGAGGCUGAAGAGGAUGCUCAAGAUGACCGUGUUCAAGAACCAGAACCGGGUGAAGACGUCGAGGAAGAAGACGUAGUAGUGGAAGAGGAGCAAGAAGAAGCUAACGACGAGCCACAGCAUCAUGAUGAAGUCAUUGAGAUAAAGGAAGAGCCUCAAGAGGUUGAAGACACCACAGCGAACUCCCAAACUCCAAGCACAGGGCCAAAUAAACUGAUAUCUUCUACACAUGGGCCCUUUACUCUCUCAAGAAUCCGUUUGGAACUACCACAGCUGGGAUCACCUUCUUCCAUCACACACCAUGGUAAUAAUGUCAUAGUGGGCACAUCUCAAGGCUAUCUGUUGCUCUAUACAGUGGCUCCAGGCUCUAGACAGGAGUUCAUCUUGGUAUCCCAAGUCCAGUUUCAUCAAACUAGAAAUUUCCCCAUAACAAAGAUGACCCCUUUACCAAGUUUGAAUAUACUUUUGGUAUUAUCAGGUCAUCUAUUACAGUGCUUUGCACUCGAUGAUCUCAGCACCCUUUCAAUUGGAAGGAUUAAAGACGUUUUGGACAUGGCAUUAGAUUGGGAUCAUAGGGCUAAGUGUGAUGAGAAUGGAGUUCACGUGUGUAUUCUAACCAAGCAGCAGAUAAGGAUUGUGAACGUGACAAAACAGGCACUAAGGCUGGUUAAAGAUAUUAAAGCCAUAGCGAACGUUGUUGGUAGAAGAGGUGAUAAGUUGAUGAUCGCACAAAAUGAAUACAUGAUCAUUAACAUGGCAAAGGAGUUGAAUAAUCAAAACUCAUUAUUCCCCGUUAAUACUUCGGGAAUCGAGGAUCAUGAAUUGAAGCCUUUUAUCCAGGAUGUUGGGAAUGAUGAGUUCUUAUUGGUCUGUGGGACGGCAAAGUCUGAUCCUGCGAUGGGAAUGAUAGUCAACACUAAAGGUGAUGUAUCAAGAGGUACCAUACCUAUGCUACAGUACCCUGACGAGGUUAUCGUUCAUAAUGAAGGUGCAUUUAUAUCGGUUGGUAAUGAAAUUGAAUUGUAUUCAUUGGUGGACCAGAUGCAAAUACAAUCUUGGAAGUUCGAACAUCGGGUGCAUAUAUCAAAGUUGGAGUAUGAGCUUGAAGUUCCAGCAACUUCUUUAAGAGAUCUGAUAGUCUUGAAAAGUAUAUCUGGGGGACAGGGCGAGAGGGAUUCCAAAGAGCUAGAGUUUGCCACGAGAGUUGCACAAGUUGGCUCACAAGUACUAUUCUAUUGUGAUGAUCUUAUUUAUUUACUUGUUCCACAAGCAAGGCUGGAGAAGUUGUGCCAUUUGAGAGAUGUGAAGUUGUUGGAGAAAGAGCUAUCCAGAAGUAAAGCUACAACAGAAUUGACGGUUAUUGAGGUGGAAUUCUUGAAUUUACAGAUAUCCUUAUUGCGAUUAUUGACACACCACUACAACUCUGCUUUAGAGUCAUGGACCAAUGGUACUCUGGAUCCCAGAAUUCUCAUUGAAGCCUUUAACUUUCACUCUGUUGGUGAGGUAUACAUAUUUGCAGGUUUGCACGAGCUGUUUGAACAGCUUCAUACGAUGAUUAAAGAGACUGCACUGCUCACCUUUUUCGAAUUGUUCUUAGAGAAAUGGCUCUCCAAGGAUUCCCUUGAUGACCAUGAUGUUAUUGAGUCCGUAGAACGAACAGCACUGGACUAUCACUUGAAGUAUAAGACUAAUCAAUUGAAGGAUAUCUUAACAAGGAUCAAACACAUCGACGUUGCUCCCAUAUUAGAACAAGAGAGGGAAUUCUUAGCACUGGCGAGACUAUACAAUGAUAGAGAACCAGAGAGGGCCGUGACGAUUCAUAAAAGACUUGUUGAUGGUGAAAUUACAGACCAACAGUUUGAAAAGCAGGAGUCAUUACACAUCAUUUGUGAGUUAGCGAAGCCUUGCUCAGAAGAGUUUAGAAAAGACACUGGGCUCUGGCUGUUGAAACAUGAUGCUAAGCUUGCAAUUAGCUUCUUAAACUCUGCAAAGAUCUCUUUGAACUCUCUGGAUACUGGUAUGUCCAAAGAAGAGGAACUGAGACACGUUAUGGAUAGCAUCGACGACAUUGGAUUGAAAUGUUUGUUGGGCUCAGAAGAGAGAAAAUGGCACUGA
Messenger RNA from Williopsis jadinii, 2484 nucleotides. It is a transcript of the gene VPS3, whose product is annotated as CORVET complex subunit VPS3. Lineage: Eukaryota; Fungi; Ascomycota; Saccharomycetes; Phaffomycetales; Wickerhamomycetaceae. Gene Ontology annotation, cellular component: cytoplasm; fungal-type vacuole membrane. Gene Ontology annotation, biological process: autophagy; vesicle-mediated transport; endosomal vesicle fusion. The transcript has 3 exons. The coding region runs from base 1 to 2484 and encodes 827 amino acids. The record is from RefSeq and is a predicted model, not a curated record.